UUCUUUCUCUUGAUCUUUUUUUCCCACACCACUUUCUCUCUCUGCUUUCUGUGCCUACUCUCCUUUUGUCAAUCUCUUUUCAACGUCAACUUCUCUUCUAAAGCAUGUGGGCGUUCAAGGUCAUCGGUGUAAAAUGAAUGUGAUUUUCGAUUAAAGAGCAGAGAGGCUGUUGGGAGUUUGGUGACGUGAAUGGAAACUGUUGCCUUUCAGAUUUUCACAGCAGCAAUCAGCAGCUCACACCUACCCUGCAUUACCAUGCCUCUAUUGAGAGAUCUUCGGAAAAAAGAUGACAUCAAUGCUGUUUAUGAGCUGAAAGAGAAACUGGGAGAGGGCUCGUUCUCUGAGGUUCGAGUGGCUCAGCACAGAUGCACCCAGAAGCUUGUGGCUGUCAAGUGCAUCCGCAAGAGAGCGCUAAAGGGGAAAGAACCCAUGCUGGAGAAUGAGAUUGCAGUAUUACGCAGAAUAAAUCAUGAAAAUAUUGUGUCUUUGGAGGAAACCUUCGAAACUCCUACUAAACUGUAUUUGGUAAUGACACUGUUGACAGGAGGAGAACUACUGGACAGGAUUCUGGAGAGAGGCAGUUACACAGAGAAAGAUGCCAGUCGGGUCAUAUCUCAGGUUCUGCAGGCAGUGAAGUAUCUACACCAGCUGGGUGUUGUUCAUCGAGACCUAAAGCCAGAGAAUUUAUUGUAUGAGACUCCAUUAGAAGACUCCAAAAUUGUCAUCAGUGACUUUGGUCUGUCUAAAAUGGAAGAGCAGGGGACUCUUUCCACGGCCUGUGGGACACCUGCCUAUGUUGCUCCUGAACUUCUACAGCAGAAGACUUACGGUAAAGAGGUGGAUCUCUGGGCCAUUGGGGUGAUUACAUUCAUUCUACUCUGUGGCUAUCCUCCGUUCUACGAUGACAACGACACACAACUCUACAAGCUGAUCAUAAAGGCUGAAUAUGAAUUUGAUUCACCAUACUGGGAUGACAUCUCUUACUCCGCGAAAGACUUCAUAGUUCACUUACUGCAGAAGAAUCCAGUGAAGAGGUUCAAUUGUGACCAGGCCUUGCUGCAUCCUUGGAUAUCAGGAGGUGCAGCUCUGGACAAGAACAUCCACGGCUCAGUGUCAGCACAGAUUCAGAAAACCUUUGCCAAGAGUCACUGGAAGAGAGCCUUUAAUGCCACUAACAUCGUGCGUCAUUUAACGAAGAAAACCCACUCCGGGGAAGACGAUGAGGGGAAUCACUCCACAAGUAUAGGGACCAUCUGACAAUCCACUGGCAGUGAACAGAGGCUCUGUUAAAAAAAAAAAAAUCAACAAAUAUGAAAACUUUCAUUUACUCAACCUCAUAUUGUUCCAAACCCCAUGACUUGGUUUAUUUCCAAGACAAAAGGAGAGGGUUUAACAAAGAGCAGUGUGAACCAAGAAAGAAGUGA
This is a messenger RNA of Rhinichthys klamathensis goyatoka, 1424 nucleotides long. It is a transcript of the gene pnck, whose product is annotated as pregnancy up-regulated nonubiquitous CaM kinase. The coding region runs from base 190 to 1257 and encodes 355 amino acids. The record is from RefSeq and is a predicted model, not a curated record. The transcript has 12 exons. Gene Ontology annotation, molecular function: calcium/calmodulin-dependent protein kinase activity; ATP binding; calmodulin binding. Gene Ontology annotation, biological process: peptidyl-serine phosphorylation. NCBI's taxonomy places the organism in Eukaryota, Metazoa, Chordata, Actinopteri, Cypriniformes, Leuciscidae. Gene Ontology annotation, cellular component: intracellular anatomical structure.